Rhopalosiphum maidis (corn leaf aphid) is the source of this 4134-nucleotide messenger RNA. RefSeq names its product egalitarian protein homolog (gene egl). The record is from RefSeq and is a predicted model, not a curated record. The transcript is spliced from 7 exons. Bases 364 to 2556 code for a protein of 730 amino acids. Gene Ontology annotation, molecular function: 3'-5' exonuclease activity; nucleic acid binding. Lineage: Eukaryota; Metazoa; Arthropoda; Insecta; Hemiptera; Aphididae. Gene Ontology annotation, biological process: nucleobase-containing compound metabolic process.
UGUGCCAGACGUGCCAGUGCACUAGCGCCGCCGUUACCGCUAGCCAAUUCCCGUAGUAUUUUGGUAUUCGUACCGUCGGCCGGUGUGACCGAUGUGUACUGUGUAGUUUAGGUAAACGUUAUUUUUUUUAAGUUUUUUGUUUUUAUUUUUUCUCUUCUCUUUAAGCAACCGAAGAUGAAUCAGCUCAACGAGUCAGAGCUGUUCGGGCCAUCCCGACGACCUACACAACAAUCAUAACAAGAAUGCAACUGCCUACUUACCAACCGAUGGAAAAAAUAAAAUAUACUGACACCAUAACAUCUAUCAGCAGCUACAUAGCAAAACAAUAAUUAUAAUUCCACUGGGAUUGGUUAUAACAUUAUAAUGGACAGUUCAGAAUACGAAUCGGUAAGAAACCAAACGCUGUUGUUCUUUUUUGAAAAAUUGGUAGACAAGGGCACUCCACGAUCCUUGCACGAUCUAAGUUGCCAAUUUGGUUCGAAAGGAUUCACUAAAGAAAUGCGACAGAUCGCUGGUGGAUCACAAUCAGGCUUGAAGAAAUUCCUGUCACAACAUCCGUCUUUAUUCACAUUGGAUGGGGACUUAGUCGCCGCGUCUCAGAUAGUUGCACCAGUGCAAUCCGAUACCAAUUAUAACCACAAAGCUGUCCAUUAUUUUAAGGAUAAAUUGUUGAAAUAUGGAGUUGGAACUGAAGUACCAAUUCGAUGCCUACUUGGGCACCGUUCUCAAGCGCCACCAGAAAUCCGAUUAAUAUCUGGUCUACAUAUCAAAGAAUUUAGAGAUUUUCUGCUGAAAUAUCCUGAUGUAUUUACUGUAAGUGAAGACACCAUUAUACUUACAGAAUAUGCAGGACUGGAACGUAAAAUGUAUGAUGAUAGCGAUCAACGUGAAGUCAAAAUUGAUCCAGAAAUUACAAAGCGUCUUUUAGCGUUUUGUGUACAAUGUUUGGAAUGCAAAGGGCCAAUGUUAACUGAUCAAAUGUUUCAUAGUAUUUCUUUGCGUUUUACAGAAAAUACUUGGUCUCCAAUUUUUAAAACUCCUUCAGAUUUGUUCACAUUUUUAAAAAUGCAUCCUGACCAAUUUAACACACAAUCCAAUUUAAUAACAUUAGCAAAAAAUGAUCCUAAACCAGAAGUUAAAAUUGCUCGAGUUCCUAUAGAAGUCGUACCAUUAACUCCUCCUAUGUCGCCGCCUCUACCUAAACCAAUACCAAAUAAUAAUAAUCAAUCCCUUAAACAAAGAAUUAAUAAUUUGGUUAUGAAGACAAUCGCAGAAAACACUGAGCGAAAUAGCAAAACGCCAAAUGGUUAUGAUGAUAGUGAUGCAUGGAAAGGAAAAAUGUUGAACAAUAUCAAAGCAAUAAUAACAAAUACUAAAGAAUGUUCAAAUAUUGUCGAUAGAAUUUUGGCACGAAAGUCAGCUAUUGGUAUAGAUUUUGAAGGUGUGUGUAUUGGAGCUAGUGGUCAAUUAAGCUUAAUGCAAGUGGUAACCGAAGAUGGAUUAUGUUUUAUAUUUGAUUUAAUUGCUUGUCCACAAUUAAUUAAAAGUGGUGGAUUACAAAGUCUACUAGAAAGUGAAGAAAUACUUAAGGUAAUCAAUGAUUGUCGAAAUGAAAGCUUAAACCUGUACAACCAGUUUGGCAUUGCAAUGAAAAACGUAUUCGAUAUUCAGGCGGCUAUUGCUAUUAUUCAAUUUCAAGAAACUGGACAACCAGUGUAUAAGGCAAAAAAUUUUAGUCUAAAUGCCAUAUGCGAAAAGUAUGGUUUGCCAAUAAACUCAUCUAAGGAUCAGUUAAGAACUCUAAAUAAAAAAGAUCAAAGGUAUUGGCUACGAAGGCCUUUAUCUAAGGAUAUGCUUGCCUAUGCUGCUAGUGAUGUACUAACUCUCAUGCCUAAGUUAUAUAAAACUAUAUCUGCUCAAAUUCAUCCGUCUAAUACUAAAUUACUUGAAGAGUUAUGUGAAGAACAAGCAUUUUUGUACAUUGUCCCAGAUAAUGUUCAAAAACGUAAGCACCAGCGUAAAAUUGAUAAUGAAUUGCAAGUUCUUAAAGAAAAAUUGUCUUCUGAUAAUGGGAAGAAUGUUGUUCUUAGUAAUAGAGAAUUGAGAUUAUUAAGACAUUUGGAAUUAACUGAUGAAGAUAAGGAAAAGUUAAAAGGAUCUAUGAAGGUUGCAAAAAAGUUGGAAAAAAUGGAAGGAAAAAAUAUAAAAUACAACGGAGAGGAUUGCGAUUCCAACGAGUUUCUCAGUUUAGACAGUAAUAUUAGUGGCAAAUCAACAUCGUCAGAUAAUUCUGCAUCUGGAGAAUUUCAAUCUAUUGUAUCCGAACAACCGCCAAGUCUUACUGAAUCUAUGCAAAUGAUGGAUGAUGUAUUAUCAGAUAAACUUAUGGAUCGUUUGGAAAAAAUUGAGCGUUUAGAAUCGUUGUUGACUAUGGCCAUGGAUGCAGAACCAGAUCAAACAGAUAGUUUAGAUACUUCACCUAUGAGUUGCAAAUGCACAUGCCAUUUAUUUACUACCGACACCAUUGAUAUGUCCACACAAACUGAACCACUAUAAUUUAUUAUUGUUGGAAAUGAGAGUGUAAUAAUUUGGGUUUAUUAUUGAGAUUUUUUAAAUCUUAUACCCAGCCAUGGCUUUUGAGCCUAAAUAUUUAGUUUACGAUCAGGUUUCAUAUUGCUUUUGAUUAAAGUAAAAAGUAGUAUUGGAAAAUUUGGAUCCGUGUAUAUAAUAUCUAUAAAGAAACUAAUUAACAGGGUUGAGUCUGUACAAUAUCCGUCCAUAAUAUUAUUAUACCUGUUAUAUUUUGAUUAACAAUAUAGCAUUGGUUAUAAAUAAUAUUCAAAAUUUGACAGCAAUAAAAAAAAAAACCGCAAGACGGUUAGACAAAUUAGACUGAAAAAUAUUAUAUUUUUAUUAAAUUUGCGCUAGCAUCACGACGUGCCUAUGUAGAUUUUAGAUAAAUUAAUUAUAGUUAAAUUUGUUUGCUCAAACAGUAUUAACCUAAACGAUAGUAUUGCAUUGUGAAGUUCGUGUAUAAAUAAUAACGUAAUUUAAACUAAUGAACUACCAUCAUGGAGUAGAAGGUAUGUGUAUUCCUGUUAAGGAUUUACACUUAUUUAACUUGAGUAAUCCAUGCAUGUAAGUCUUACUUAUUUUUCUGAAAAGGGGGAAUUCAUUAAUCAUAACCGAUGUUAAAUUACAAAUUAAAAAUUAUAUUAUAUAAGUAAAAGAUGAUUUUGUAUAACAUUGUGGAUACGAGGGUUCUAACAUCGGAUUCCCUCUGUAAAUGUGCCUGGUGUGUGAUAUGGUAGAUGGACAUUUUCUUUUGACAAUUUUUAAGUAUGAAAAACAUUUUAUUUUAUUGUAUAUUUUAAACAUAGUUAUUCAUAACUUUAUAAAUUUGUUGACUAACUAUUGUCUAUCUUAUAAAUCUUUAUGAUAAUUACUGAUUGUAUGAUCAAGGUUGACUGUGAGAUAUAUAUAAACACUUGAUGAGUGAUACAAAACAAUGUAUGAUUCUACACUGAGACCAGUCUAGUAGUCUGUAGGGUAUAGGUAUACAAGUGAUAGAUAUUUGGAUAUAAGUACAUACAAUUUGUUCUGUACUUUAAUUCCAUAUCUAUUUGUUUAAUUAUGCAUUUAUUUCUAUAUUUUUUUUUCUUAAAUUAAUAACGAUAUACAUUUAUUUUCACUUGGCAGUUAUAUAUUCUAUUAUUAUCAUAGGCGUGCUCAAGGGGUAUGCAGCUGCAUACUCUGAAGUUCUUUAAAGGGCAAAAGUCAACUCUAGAAAAUAAACCUUUUUUGCACAAGAAAAAUAAUUAUAGGGGCGACAGUGGCCUUUUGCAUACCCUGAAAAAGAGGCCUGCGCACACUUAUGAUCAUUAUUCUAUAAUUAUUAUGUAUAUGAACAAUUUUAAAAUUAAAAUUAAGUGAGAAGAUGUCCUACAUUCACCUUGUUUAAUCCUAUUUGUCUUCCUUGAGUGGUGUCAUUAUAAAUUGUUAACAAUAUUCUUAAUAUUAUAAUAUUUAUGUGUCAGUGUUGAUAAUGUUACUAAGUAUUACUAUUUUAUUAUCGUUAGAAAAAUAUUAAAAUGUAACAUAAAGAAAAUUGGUUGUAUUUAAAUGUAUACUCUU